Molecule: messenger RNA, 2043 nt
Organism: Patiria miniata (bat star)
Lineage: Eukaryota; Metazoa; Echinodermata; Asteroidea; Valvatida; Asterinidae
Product: ADP-ribosyl cyclase/cyclic ADP-ribose hydrolase 1-like
Exons: 8
Coding region: 426-1433 (335 amino acids)
Biological process (GO): positive regulation of B cell proliferation
Cellular component (GO): plasma membrane
Molecular function (GO): phosphorus-oxygen lyase activity; NAD+ nucleosidase activity
Source: RefSeq, a predicted model, not a curated record
UACACCAUCGCAUUGUAGUGCGUACACACCGUUUCGUUCCUUCACAAAGCCAAAUAGAGCUAUUAUACAUGUACGUGUAUAACACAGCGACGGGAUUACGAACUCUGUUUAAAUGCCACUGAUGUGAUCGCUCGGGAUUUAUGAAUUUUUACACCAACUACAAGGAACUUUGGCAAGCAACGCAGUAGAACCAUAUGUCAUUGGCCACUCACACGCAGGACUAAGCUUGAUAUUUGUUACAUGGAGUAGGCCUAUAUACACAAUGGAACUCGACACAGGAAAUGAUUUCGUUUGGAAACUAAACAACUGGAAUAUAAUCAGAGAAGUAUUGAUUGACAAGCAAUAAACCCGCAUCUGAACACCCGGCCGGCUCUCCUUCCUGUCAUUUAGUCCUCCGGUUGGUUAAAAGUGUACAACCUUUAACAAUGACGAUGCGUUCCAAGUUGUUCUUGCCCAACCUCGUGGGCCUUCUGGUCUUGGCUUGCCUCGCCGCGCCUACAUGCCGUGGGGAGUCCCUGGCCAAUGUUCUGAAACGCGUAGAUGAUGAGGACUUCGCCGCCCGAGUGAAUGGCAACCGAGUGGCCGGAGCGGGAACUACACUCAAUAUCAGGGAGAUCGUGAUUGGCCGGUGUUGGGACUACCAACGAGUGACUGGGAUGAACCAAGGCAGGCCAUUGAUUGAGGUUAUUUGUGGUACCACCGCCUGGCCAGCCUUCGUGAACGCAUUCGCCUUCCAGAACCCCUGUAAUGUACGAGAAGAUGCGUUCAGAUCCUUCACCAACAUCAUGACGGUCAGCCUGCCAAGGAAUGGCACCAUCUUCUGGUCUGGUACCAAGAACCUCGCCAAGAUGUACUCGGAGCUGUCUGGCGGCACCAUGUUCUCGCUGGAAACGACGUUUGUAGGGUACACUGUGAACGAUCUGACGUGGUGCGGUACGCCGCUCGGCGCAGGGAUCAACUACGCCAGUUGCCCGUCAUUUGACGACCCGAGCUGCCCGAGUCAGGCCUCCACGGUCUUCUGGGGAUCAGCUUCCAAAUUAUUUGCCAGACAAGCACGAGGAUCUGUAAGCGUGCUGUUGAAUGGCAGCGAUUCAAGGGGAGCCUUUCGGAACAACAGCGUUUUUUCUACUGUUGAACUUCCUAACUUGGAUUCGUCAUUGGUGGAUUUCGUUAACAUUAUCGUUGUACACGACCUGGACGGACAAAUUGUUGACACUUGCGACAGUGGGACUAUUUUGAUUCUUAAGGACCGCAUUAUCAAGCGAGGAAUGAAGUGGACAUGCGAGGACGACCCAAAAUUAGCAAAACUAAUCCAGUGCACGGAGAAACCAGACUAUCACAGGUGCAAUCUGGCGUCUAGAGUGCACAGCCGGAGCUGGAACUUCGUCGUCUUAACCGUGCUCGCCUCAUUUUGGAUUACUGGGACGGGCUGAUUAGAUAAGACCUGUCCAUAGAGCUAUCUAAUAUAGCUCUAUGGACCUGUCAUGGUCUCUUUAUUUUUUAAAUGUCUUCUCGAUAACUGUCCAAGGGUGAAUGUCAAUAUUAAAUGUAGUUAAGAUACUAUUGCUUUGAUCUUGACAACGGUAACGAAAGUGCAUGAUGCUAAAUGACUUUAGUAUGGACAGUUGCUAUUAGUGCGCAGGCGUAAGUUACGCCACAAAUCAACUACUAGUCGACUUUUAAAUCUGGAACCUCUUUGUUAUUGAGUCUGUAUAGCCAAUGAGGUAUUAUUAUGUAAUCCUUGCUCGGUUUUUGUAACAAUUUUAUUGAACUAAAGGUUCCCGAAAUACAUGUUUUGAUUGUUUAAGUGUGAAAUCAAAUGUUUCUGUACAACAUGAUUAAUGUUAGAGACGGCGUUGUUCAAUGUCUCCGAAAUAAUUAUUAAUGACUUCUGUGACAUCAGUUGACUUAUUUUUUUUCUUUGUAUGUCUUUCUUUCUGAUACUGAUGUGUCUAUUUUCUACUUAUCUCUCUUUUUUAUCUUGUGCUAUAAAUUUGUGCGAAUAAAGGUGUUAUUAAAGGCUUUCUCGGCCAUUUUCAACAA